AUGAUCGCAAGUAGAAUUUUUCAACGAAGUUUAUCUACGAAACCUAUUAUUACUCGAGAUACAGUUAAGCUUAUCCUAAAUCCACCCGAAAAAUAUAUUGAUGAAUUUAUGCUCACUUAUGGAAACCGGCCAGAUUUUCGAAGAUCUGAUUUCAAGAUUUGGAAUCAACAUCCGAAAUUUGAACGAUUUUUCUAUACACCCAAAGAUAGCACAAAACUCAUAGCAACUUGUCAAUUAACUUUCUUCCCACAUGUUCACAAACCGUCUGAGCAAUUAUCAUUUGGCGGAUUAUUCUGGAUUACUCCAGAAUAUCGUGGAAAAGAAUUCAUGAAAAUAAUGCAAAAAGAUCUGGGUAGCAGCAAAUCAUUGGGGCGCCCAUUUAAAUCAAGUCUUGUUCCAUCGGCGAUGAAAUUUGGGACUAAACUUGUUGGUGGACAAAUCAAUGAGCAUUUCAAGUAUAAUGUGACCUAUUAUUUGCCAGAAGAUUUAAAAAUUCCAAAAGAUUUGAAAAGCGAUGGAAUAAGUGUCAAGGUGAGUACUGUAUAAACAAUUUUGCAAAUACUAAACUCCUCAUCGUCAGAUGUAAAUUUCAUUUAUUUUUUGAAUUUCAGAACUUUGAUGAAUCACAAUCGCAAAAAAUUGUCGAAUACGAUCAAAAAAUAUUCCCAUAUAAGCGCGAAAAACUAAUGCUGGCUAAUUUUUCGGACCCAAACAACAUUGUGAAAAUUGCUUAUGAUUCGGAAGGAAAUGUAAUCGGUUUUGGAUAUUUGGCAUUAUUUGAUUCCGGUUUUGCAAGUAUGUAUGCAUUAUAUGCUGAUAAUGUAAAUGUUGCUCGUGCUAUUUUUGCAAAUAUUUUGAAAGAUGCACCGAUGCAGAAAAUCAAACGAUUUGAAAUUCGACAACCCGAUACAUCGGAAAAGUAAGAUUGUUUUAGAGUUAGGUUCUCAAUACAAAUGUUUUCCAGAUGGAUUCAACCAUUUGUGGUGAAUGAGCAAGAAACAAAACAUAUGGCAACUUUGGUUUCAACAGAGGAUAAUAUCGAAUUCAAUAUGAACAAAAUAUUUAUCAACUCGCAUCCAGCUUGUUGUCCUGUUUGA
Molecule: messenger RNA, 1097 nt
Organism: Caenorhabditis angaria
Lineage: Eukaryota; Metazoa; Nematoda; Chromadorea; Rhabditida; Rhabditidae
Source: the annotation of a GenBank genome assembly